Messenger RNA from Neogale vison (American mink), 1031 nucleotides. It is a transcript of the gene NKX3-1, whose product is annotated as NK3 homeobox 1. Gene Ontology annotation, cellular component: nucleus. Lineage: Eukaryota; Metazoa; Chordata; Mammalia; Carnivora; Mustelidae. Bases 42 to 737 code for a protein of 231 amino acids. The transcript is spliced from 2 exons. Gene Ontology annotation, molecular function: DNA-binding transcription factor activity, RNA polymerase II-specific; RNA polymerase II cis-regulatory region sequence-specific DNA binding. The record is from RefSeq and is a predicted model, not a curated record. Gene Ontology annotation, biological process: cell differentiation; regulation of transcription by RNA polymerase II.
GGACGCAGCUGACGCCGCCGGCCUGCAGCCGAGCCGAGGGGAUGCUCAGGGCUCCUGCGCCGCGGCCCGGGGAGGCGGGGGCGGCCACCCAGUCCAAGCCGCUCACCUCCUUCCUCAUCCAGGACAUCCUGCGGGACAGCGCGGAGAGGCGCGGCGGCCACACGAGCAGCCCGCAGCCCCCGCGCCAGCCAGACCCGCCGCGAUACCAGGAGCCGGAGCCGGAGCGAGGAAGAGGCGGCGCCGGGGCGCCCGAGGACGAGUGGAGCGCCCAGCCCGGCGCAGCGCAGGAGGCCGACGCGCACGCGGAGGGUGAGCCAGAUAGACACUUGGAGACUUAUCUGUUGGACUGUGAAAACAGCGCAGACUCCUUACCAAGCCUUCCGCAAACCUCGAAACAGCCACAGAAGCGCUCCCGUGCUGCCUUCUCCCACACUCAGGUCAUCGAGUUAGAGAGGAAGUUCAGCCACCAGAAGUAUCUGUCAGCCCCUGAAAGGGCUCACCUGGCCAAGAACCUUAAGCUCACUGAGACCCAAGUGAAAAUAUGGUUCCAGAACAGACGCUAUAAGACCAAGCGAAAGCAGCUCACCUCGGACCUGGGAGACCUGGAGAAGCACACCUCCCUGCCGGCCCUGAAAGAGGAGGGCUUACCCCAGGCCUCCCUCAUCUCCAUGCAUAACAGCUACCCUUACUACCCCUACCUGUACUGCUUGGGGGCCUGGAACCCACCUUUCUGGUAACGCCAGCGCAGAUGACAAUCCUGAGUGGUCAGACACUACCUUCCCUGAGUCGCAUCUCUGGAAAGCAAAAGGCCAGCCAGGCUCAGGGAGGCCUGAGAAGCGAGAGGCGUGCAUACUGACCCCGCCGGAGGCUUGCAUGGACACCCCCGAUUCUUCCCUGGUGAGCCAAUGAAAGAUCUGCGAUAGCGAAUAAUACCCAAAUAUAUCCCCCAUGUCACACAUGAUAUGGCACUUUGUUUGCUCUUAGAGACCUCCACCAAGUGGGGAGGGAUAAAAUCAAGCACUGUUCUAGCA